Molecule: messenger RNA, 3622 nt
Organism: Anopheles bellator
Lineage: Eukaryota; Metazoa; Arthropoda; Insecta; Diptera; Culicidae
Product: kinesin-like protein Klp10A
Exons: 7
Coding region: 1-1944 (647 amino acids)
Biological process (GO): microtubule-based movement
Molecular function (GO): microtubule motor activity; microtubule binding; ATP binding
Source: RefSeq, a predicted model, not a curated record
AUGAAAACAUGGAACCAACGCAUCACCCAGCGGCAGCAGGACCACACCGAUGGAGAAGUUAACCAGAACCACGGAUGCCGAAAGUAUGAUCAGAGAAUAACAAACGAGAAAGAUAUUCAACGAAUUGAUCGACUGACGAUUGCACAUGGCAAAAAAGAAACAGAACCGCCUAUUGAGAGUAAGACACAAUCAAAGACUAACGCACGUGUGAUGCAGGUGGCGGUGCAACAACAGCAACAGGCUCCCGUGCAAAAUAAUGUUGCGUUGAAUACGACUGUUGCAGGAUCAAUUCCUAGACGAUCAUCGUGCGUAGUGACUGUCGGCUUGAUGGAGGAAAAUCGUAUCAAACAGCGUGACAAGUUCAAGGUGUUGCGUGAGAAGAAAAAUGCAUUGAUGAACCAGGACGGCGGUAAUCCUAAUUGGGAAUUUGCCAACAUGAUUCGCGAGUACCAAAACACACUCGAUUUUCGACCUCUAACGGACGGACAACCGGUAGAGAAUCAUCAGAUUACGGUGUGCGUUCGUAAGCGUCCACUAAGUCAAAAGGAGUUGGCGCGCAAAGAAAUCGACGUCAUCUGCGUGCCGAACCAAAACACAUUAAUUGUGCAUGAACCCAAAACAAAAGUCGAUUUAACGAAAUAUCUCGAUAAUCAGAAGUACCGGUUCGAUUACAUUUUUGAUGAAACAUGCACAAACGAAAUGGUUUACAACUACACGGCCAAGCCUUUGGUUCAGUCCGUUUUUGAUGGUGGAAUGGCCACCUGUUUCGCUUAUGGUCAGACAGGUUCCGGAAAGACACACACCAUGGGUGGAAACUUCUCUGGCAAAAUGCAGGAUAGCAAGAGCGGCAUCUAUGCUCUAGCAGCGAAGGACGUUUUUGAGUAUUUGCGCAGCCCACAGUAUAGUAACAAAAAUUUAUCAGUUUCGGCUAGCUUUUUUGAGAUUUACAGUGGGAAGGUUUUUGAUUUACUGUCGAACAAACGCAAAAUUCGUGUUCUGGAAGAUGGUAAACGGCAAGUUCAACUAAUCGGUUUAAUGGAGAAGGAAGUACAUUCGGUGGACGAUGUUCUUGCCGUUAUUAGCGCCGGGAACAGUGUACGAACGUCUGGCCAAACGGCGGCCAAUGCGAAUUCCUCCCGUUCGCAUGCCAUUUUCUCGCUAACGUUACGUGCCCGUGGUUCUACUAAAACCGAUGGCAAGUUUUCUUUCAUCGAUCUGGCGGGCAAUGAGCGGGGCGCAGACACCUCGUCCGAGGACCCGCGAACUCGUUCGGAGAGUUCCGACAUUAAUAAAUCUCUGCUCGCUCUAAAAGAGUGUAUCCGGGCGCUUGGUCGUCAGAGUCACUUACCAUUCCGCGGUAGCACCCUAACGCUUGUACUGCGUGAUUCGUUUGUCGGUGAGAACACUAAAACGUGCAUGAUAGCGAUGAUCGCACCUGGGAUGACUUCCUGUGAGCAUACGUUAAAUACGCUUCGGUAUGCACACCGUGCCAAGGAACUUGUGGCACUCGAUCCGACCAACUGUCCAGAGGGUGUCGAAUUAAGCGAGAACGAUGAACAUAUGAAUGGUGGUGGUUUGACGAACCGGAAUGAUCUAGCACUAGUACGUGCGCUGAACGAACAUGAAAUGUCAGUGGAAAUGUAUAACCACCAUACGGCCAUAUCGGAAUUACAGCAAAAAGAAGAGGAGGUAGUGGAUAGUCAUCAGCGGAUACACGAGUUUCUUGAGAAAUGCUUCAAUGAAUCCAGGGAACUACUAAACCUAACUAAUACUGUAGACUAUGAUCAACAUGCUUAUGGAAAACGUGGCAAGGAACUAUUUACUUUACUAGCGGAAAAUAUGGAAAUUAUAAUGAUGAAGAAUUUAAUGUCUGAAUUCGAGGCUAAGCUGAAACAGGAGGAAAUAGUGUCAAGAGCUAACAAAUCAAACCGUCAGCAGAAAUAGUAAGCUCUUCGAUGAAAAGAUUUUUUUUUAUUUCUGUGUUUUUGUAUUACAUUUUUUAUUGUUGUGAUUUUGUAUGCUGUAUUUGCGUUGAUCGCACAUCAUUUACUUUAUAUUUCGAAAAUAAAAUACGUGGAGAACACUGAUUUUCUUAUUCGCAUUUUUAUUUUGAACUGUUAAAACCGACAGAGCCGUAUUCAGCAACUUAAACUUUUGCAUUCAAUUUGAUGCACUUUCAGAGUUCGAACUGUAUCUUACGGCUCCUUUGUAAAGCGUCGAUAAAUCGGCAGAGCGUAGUUGGAUGAUCUGCCCUGAACCGACGACACUUAUUUUCAUUUGGUCGAUCACACAAGCGGUGCUAUAUUUUUGUUAUGGCUAUUGCGAACGUUGAUGAUAAUGCGAAAGAGUUUUACUGUUUGCUUCAAUAUAAUGUUUAAUCAUAGAUGUUAUAGAAAGAGAGUAAAAUGAAGUGUUUUUUGUUUAAUUAAACAUAAUGAGUGGUACAGAUUUAAUUGGGAAAGAGAUUUAAUUGGGUCUUCGAAUGCUUCAGGAUGCAAACCAUGAUAUAUUGUAGGAAUACAAAAUACGAUUGUCCAUCGAAAUGAAUUUAUUGCUUAGAGAUGCAUUUUUGCAUACUUUGCGUAUGCUGUUUACUAUGAAACAGGUGAACAACAGCUAGUUUACUGAAUUUUAUAGCAGAAGUUAGGAGUAAAGAAUGUAUGAAAUUAUCUUGAAAGUGUUAGGAAGGUUAAUUGCAUUGCGUGUUUACAUUUGAACUGGUAUUUAUUUGCAACCAUAUAUCGUUUAUUACUAGAACUACUAGCUCUAAUUUCACCGCAGAACAUCAAACAGAACUACAAGGAGUGGUAGAUUUCAACACAAAUAGAUGGUAAGAGGAAUGAUCGAAUAUGCUCGAAAAAAAUAUAGAAGGAAAAAUUGGACGAUAUGAAACAUGGAAUAAUUAAAGUAUAGUAGAUAUGAAAAUAUUGAAAUGUAAAAAGAUAGACGAUCCGAGUGUUUUUUCAUAAUCUUUACUAUUAUAAUAUAGUAUGGCAAUAGACAGAAUAAAAUCAUAUUGCAAUUUCAUAUUGCAUCUUGCAGUUUCUUGCAUCAUCUCGGCGUCAAGGCGUCGUUAUAUGAUCAGAAGUAAUUUGCGAUUUGUAUGUAUGUAUGUAAAGGUUAAAAGACAUUGAAUCAAACAAUAAUGACCCAAUAAAAAAGGAUAAAAAACCAAUAAUUCUUGUCAUUUUGUCAAUUUAGCUAAUCAUUAUAGUUAUUAUGGUGCUAACGUACCUCAUCUUGUAUCGCAUAAAAAGGUGAUACUGCGGGGACAAACGAUGCGUAACGUAAUGUUUUUGGCAUUUCAGAUUAAUGCCAAACUGUUGCGCUUCUAUCAAAACGUUUAUGUUUUGGCCGAGGCGUAAACAGUUUGGCAUUACAAAUUAAUUUAACGCUAGUUUUUACGCCUCGUGUGGCAUCCCAGAUAAAAUUUGAGAACAAGAAACUAUUUAAAACUAAAUUAUUAACGGAAACUAUGUAAAAAUUUGAAGUUAAGUGGUUGCCGAUUACUUUUCAUGAUAGAAAAAAAAAUUAUUGAACUUAAAUUACAAAUGAAUAACUAAAUAAACAUGGCUAAAUAAACCAACAAGACGAACACAAAUUAAAGAAUAUAUUAUCAAUA